Molecule: messenger RNA, 480 nt
Organism: Penicillium coprophilum
Lineage: Eukaryota; Fungi; Ascomycota; Eurotiomycetes; Eurotiales; Aspergillaceae
Product: putative pre-mRNA splicing factor
Exons: 1
Coding region: 1-480 (159 amino acids)
Biological process (GO): DNA repair
Molecular function (GO): catalytic activity
Source: RefSeq, a predicted model, not a curated record
AUGGCUAUCAGACCCCCGAACAAAAGCAAGAGAUACCGCAAGCUCCACUACCCACGAAACAUGGACGGUCGAAACGUUGGUCGUGAGGAAUGCAUUGAUGAAGAAGAUUUGCGAGUCGCGUGGGAGAUUGCACAUCUACCCGGAGUUGGAGCAUAUUCCCUCGAUAGCUGGAGGAUCUUUUGUCGCGAUGAGCUACGGGGGACAGCCUCUGACUGGAAAGGGACGGGUGCGACAGAGGUCGGAUUCGUGCCUGAAUGGAAGUGCGUUCUACCACAUGACAAAGAGCUACGUGCCUAUCUUACAUGGAUGUGGCUGAAGGAAGGAUGGAUUUGGGAUUACAACACAGGUGAUUUGACCCUUGCGAGUGAUAAGAUGAUGAGAGCGGCUCAGAGUGGAGGGGUGGCUCAUGAAGAAGAGGGGAGUUGGGUACUAGAGACCUCCCCUGUCAAGGCUGUGAAUGGAUUACAUGAAUCAGAUUGA